Molecule: messenger RNA, 1525 nt
Organism: Anas platyrhynchos (mallard)
Lineage: Eukaryota; Metazoa; Chordata; Aves; Anseriformes; Anatidae
Source: RefSeq, a predicted model, not a curated record
GUCCCUACAUCAUCACCAGAAAAAUACAGUCCUACCACCUUAUGGGGAAGAUAUGGAGAGACACAUAAAAAAUACUGCUAUAUGAGUAUCUUUGACUUUACAAGAAUUUUAGGAUUAUUCUUUACUUCUUCACUCUUACCUUUCCUGGAAACACUGCAAAAAAAUCAAAUGUUUCUUGAGCUGAACCCAACAAAAUUAACUUCUUCUAUUUCUUUUGCCAUUGCUUCAGUAAUAGCUGAGUGGCAGUCUAUCUUAUUUGUGUCAAAUGUCAAUUUACUUGAAAAUAGACGUAAUACAGAAUAAAUUAUAAUAGCCAUGUAAUCUUUUGCCCGCUGUGAGGUACAGAAAGAAUUACAGAUGAUUACAGGAGAUAUAAAGAUGAUUGAGAAAAAUUUUGCCCAUUCCCAUCUGUAAAGAUUACUUGAAAAUCUACAUUACUAGCAUUUCCACUCAGUCACGGGAUGUUAAUAUUUGGAAGCAGGGACGAAAGAACAAAAGUGCUAUAGAAAACAUCAAAAAUGGCUUCUUACCAGAUUGCAGACUUCAGCUCUUAUGAUACGAACUUUAGCAUCAUCGCAUUCAGUUUCUCAGAACAUUCCAAGCUCUUUGUGGAAACUGGGCCGACUUAAUCAUGUAGCAAUUGCAGUGCCUGAUUUGGAGAAAGCUCAGUCCUUGUAUAAAGAUGUGUUAGGAGCACAGGUGAGCGAGACGGUUGCUCUGCCUGAACAUGGUGUCUACACUGUUUUUGUGGAGUUGGGAAAUACAAAGCUGGAACUUCUACACCCUUUAGGAGAGAAAAGUCCCAUUACAAGUUUUCUGCAAAAGAACAAGACUGGAGGAAUGCAUCAUAUCUGCAUUGAGGUUGAUGACAUAAACGCAGCUAUGGCAGAACUGAAGAAAAAAAAGAUUCGAAUACUGAGUGAAGAGCCAAAAAUAGGUGCACAUGGCAAACCCGUGAUUUUUCUUCACCCUAAAGAUUGCCAUGGAGUCCUUGUGGAACUUGAACAAGCCUGAGCUGUAAUAUUCAUAUAUAAGACAAUAAAUGAGUUGUGAAGUUACUGAUCUGGUGUUGAGAAUAUUGAUGUACUAUUCAAUCUUUACAGAUUCACUGCAGUUCCUGUGGAUUAAGUACAGCUUUUGAGCACUAAAAUAGUCUGAAGAUUUUUUUGUUGUUGUUGAUCUGAUUUUCAGAAUUAAUGUGUUGACAUUUCUUGAAUUCUCUGUGAUUCUAAAGAUGAAUGCAUGAGCUAAGUUGCAUAUGUAACAGUGAUUUUGUUCUAUUGCCUCAUGCUUGCAGCAUGGUUUUACCUCUGUAACCACAGAAACUGUACAGUUUCUAGGUCAUGCCACAUUAUUUUGUUCUACAUUUCAGAGCAGAGACCCACUUCUCAGUGACAACAAUAUAGUGUAGAUAUUCCCUUUAGAAUUAAAAGGAAAAGGAACAUUGCACUUUCUGUUUUCACCAUUCACCGCCUGUGCUUCACAUUGAUUGACUGGUUCAUGCAAUAAACAAAUUUGUAUCUUA